Messenger RNA from Lachancea nothofagi CBS 11611, 1782 nucleotides. Lineage: Eukaryota; Fungi; Ascomycota; Saccharomycetes; Saccharomycetales; Saccharomycetaceae. The record is from the annotation of a GenBank genome assembly.
AUGUCCGAUACCAAUUAUUCCAAGACUGCGAUUCUGUCGGUCUACGACAAAACCGGUCUGCUAGAUCUGGCUAAGGGCCUCGCCGAUAACAAUGUGCGAAUUUUGGCGUCUGGCGGUACCGCCCGUAUGGUGCGUGAAGCCGGCUUCAACGUCGAAGACGUUUCUUCCAUCACACACGCCCCAGAGAUGCUAGGUGGCAGAGUCAAGACACUGCAUCCAGCUGUCCACGGUGGUAUUUUGGCCAGAAACUUGGCAUCCGAUGAGAAAGAUUUGAAGGAACAAAACAUCGACAAAGUGGACUUCGUGGUUUGCAACUUGUACCCCUUCAAGGAAACCGUCGCAAAGGUCGGUGUCACAAUCCCCGAGGCUGUGGAAGAGAUCGAUAUUGGAGGUGUUACACUCUUGAGAGCCGCUGCCAAAAACCACUCGCGUGUGGCAAUCUUGUCAGACCCCAACGACUAUCCUCAAUUCUUGCAAGAAUUGUCCAAGGGCGGAGUUACCCAGGAUCUCAAAAAUAAGAUGGCCUUGAAGGCUUUCGAGCACACCGCCGACUACGACGCCGCCAUCUCUGAUUUCUUCAGAAAACAAUACUCUGAGGGCACGACUCAGCUGCCGCUACGUUACGGUGCCAACCCACACCAAAAACCUGCUCAGGCCUACGUCUCCCUCCAGGAAGAGCUUCCAUUCAAGGUCCUGUGUGGUUCCCCCGGCUACAUCAACCUUUUGGAUGCUCUCAACUCAUGGCCUUUGGUCAAAGAGCUUUCUGCCUCUUUGAACCUACCUGCGGCCGCUUCCUUCAAGCACGUUUCGCCCGCUGGUGCCGCUGUGGGUCUCCCAUUGAGCGACGUGGAAAAGCAAAUCUACUUUGUUAAAGACAUUGAGAACUUGUCACCAUUGGCCUGUGCUUACGCCAGAGCCCGUGGUGCCGACAGAAUGUCCUCAUUCGGUGACUUUAUUGCUCUAUCUAACAUCGUUGAUGUUCCUACCGCUAAGAUAAUCUCCAGAGAAGUUUCUGAUGGUGUUAUUGCUCCAGGAUUCGAGCCAGAAGCUUUGGAGCUUCUAUCUAAGAAGAAAGGUGGUAAAUACUGCAUUUUGCAAAUCGACCCUAACUUCACUCCAGAAUCCGUGGAAUCUAGACAAGUUUACGGUGUGACUUUGCAACAGAAGAGAAACGACGCCAUCAUCAACAAGUCUUCUUUCAAAGAAAUUGUCUCUGCUAACAAGAACUUGACCGAACAAGCCGUCAUCGACUUGACUGUGGCCACUAUUGCCUUGAAAUACACUCAAUCCAACUCUGUGUGCUACGCCAAGAACGGUAUGGUGGUGGGUCUAGGCGCUGGCCAGCAAUCAAGAAUUCACUGUACCAGAUUGGCCGGUGACAAAGCUGACAACUGGUGGUUGAGACAACACCCAAGAGUGCUAGGUUUCAAGUGGGCCAAGGGUGUCAAGAGACCUGAAAAGUCGAACGCCAUUGACUUGUUUGUGACUGGUCAAAUUCCAAGCGAAGAACCUGAGAAGUCUGAAUACGACUCUAAAUUUGCCGAGAUUCCAACUCCAUUGUCAGCCGAAGAAAGAAAAGAAUGGAUGGACAAAUUGACCAAUGUUGCGUUGUCGUCUGAUGCUUUCUUUCCAUUCCCAGACAACGUAUACAGAGCCGUUAAAUCCGGUGUCAAGUACAUUGCUGCACCAUCCGGUUCUGUGAUGGACAAGGCCGUUUUCUCUGCGGCGGACUCCUUUGAGUUGGUGUAUGUCGAAAACCCAAUUCGUUUGUUCCACCAUUGA